UAAAAUAAGUCUUAAAGCCUAAAAGCCAAAAUGUUUUCGAUCGUAUCUUCUUCUUCUUCACUCGUCAAUUCAACUCUAAAUAUCCAAAAUUCGCCGAAAUCUCCGAUCUCCGUUAUGUCGGCGACGUCUAAAUUCAAAACCCUAACGGAGAAUUUCACCGUGAGGGUGCUAAAAGCAGAGAAUCGCGAACUGAACGUGCCUCUGCUCUCACCUUUCACUAUCGCUUCUUCACGGCUUGAUUCAGUCAAUAACGUUGCGAUUCGGAUUGAGCUUAGCGAUGGGUGUGUCGGUUGGGGAGAAGCUCCGAUUUUGCCGUCGGUAACGGCGGAGGAUCAGAUAACGGCCAUGGUAAAAGCGCGGGAAACUGGUGAGUUUCUGAGAGAGUUACCGGAUAUGAAACUUGGUAAUGCUCUUAAGGAGAUCGAAAGAUUUCUCCCUGGUCAUCAAUUUGCUUCUGUAAGAGCUGGGAUGGAGAUGGCUAUGAUUGAUGCUGCAGCAAAGAGUGUAGGAAUGCCAUUGUGGAAACUAUUUGGUGGAGCUUCAAGUAUUAUUACUACCGACAUUACAAUUCCUAUAGUUUCUCCGGAGGAAGCGUCUACUUUGGCUUCAAAGUAUAGAAAACGAGGUUUUGAAACCUUGAAGCUCAAGGUCGGGAAGAAUCUUAAGGCUGACCUAGAAGUUCUCCAGGCUAUACGUGCAGUCCACCCUACUUGUUCCUUUAUUUUGGAUGCAAAUGAGGGUUAUCAAACAGAGGAAGCUGUUAGAGUUCUCGAGACGCUGCAUGAAAUGAAGGUUACACCGGUUCUCUUUGAACAACCCGUCCACAGAGACAAUUGGGAAGGUCUCAGUCACGUGACUCGAACUGCAAAGAACAGAUUCGGAGUCUCUGUUGCAGCAGAUGAGAGUUGCAGAGGCUUGACUGAUCUCAAGAAAAUCAUAGAAGGUGGUUUCGUAGAUGUUGUUAACAUCAAACUCGCCAAAACCGGAAUCCUCGAGGCCCUUGAGGUAAUUGAAUUGGCUAAGUCAUCUGGAAUUGAGCUUAUGAUGGGGGGAAUGGUGGAGACUAGAUUAGCAAUGGGGUUCUCCGGUCACCUUGCUGCCGGCCUUGGAUGUUUCAGAUUCAUCGACUUGGACACUCCGCUUCUUCUGUCUGAUGAUCCAGUUCAAGGUGGCUACAAAGCUUGGGGCGCUGUCUACGAGUUUAACGAUGAAGGCGGUCACGGAGGAUAUCUUCAGUGGAAUGAUGUUGCUUAGUGAAAUUCCUUCAGUCUACUUAGGUUCCUUUUCUUUUGGUGUCAUAGUAUGUCAAUCUCAAGUUUAAUGUUGAUUUUGGGUUUUGGAAAGGCUAAUCUUGGUCCUAAAUUCUCAGUAUGUGUUAGUUGAGAGUGUAUGUAAUAUACAAGCUUUGUAAUUUCAGCCCCAGGGAGUAGCAAAUAAAUGUAGGAAAUUCAUUACACUGAUCUUGAUUGAUAUCUGUCUGAAA
Messenger RNA from Arabidopsis lyrata subsp. lyrata, 1483 nucleotides. Its product is annotated as L-Ala-D/L-amino acid epimerase. The coding region runs from base 31 to 1254 and encodes 407 amino acids. The record is from RefSeq and is a predicted model, not a curated record. Lineage: Eukaryota; Viridiplantae; Streptophyta; Magnoliopsida; Brassicales; Brassicaceae. Gene Ontology annotation, molecular function: racemase and epimerase activity, acting on amino acids and derivatives. The transcript is spliced from 6 exons.